UUAACGAUGGCUAUUUCUGCUAAAAUCAGUUUUACCGUGCGGAGUAUUUUGGAUUUGCCGGAGCAUGACGGUGACUCGCCCCCUCAUCACUCUCCGGGGCACUCCUGCUCCAGUUCCACCUACUCUUCCUGGAUGGAGAGCGACAGAAGCCACUGCCUGUCAUCUGACGAGAGCAGUCCUGAGACAUUACCAGAUUCGACCAAGAAUGCGGAUCCAUCCUCUGAUGUUGAGGUUGAGGAGAAGAAGAAGAAGCGUCGUGUGUUGUUUUCCAAGGCCCAGACCUUUGAGCUUGAGCGGCGCUUUCGGCAGCAACGUUACUUGUCAGCCCCAGAGCGAGAGCACCUCGCGCACCUCCUCAGCCUCACACCGACGCAAGUGAAGAUCUGGUUUCAGAACCACAGAUACAAAAUGAAGAGAGCCCGGACGGAGGGAUCACAAGACAUCAAUCAGCCCCCCAUGGUGCGUAGAGUCGUGGUGCCUAUUUUGGUUCGGGAUGGCAAACCCUAUACCUGUGUCAUCGACCCAGAUAAAGCAGGUUGCGGCAUCCCGUUAGCAUCGUCCGCAGCAUCCACAGCAUCCUUUAACCACAACGGGUACCAGUCCUUUCAGCAUACAUCGCCGCUUGCACUUUUCCCCAGAUACCAGCACUUAACAAGCCCGGUGGCCUCCAGGCACCAUUGGGCUUGGUGA
Messenger RNA from Megalops cyprinoides (Indo-Pacific tarpon), 690 nucleotides. It is a transcript of the gene nkx2-9, whose product is annotated as NK2 transcription factor related, locus 9 (Drosophila). The record is from RefSeq and is a predicted model, not a curated record. The transcript is spliced from 2 exons. Lineage: Eukaryota; Metazoa; Chordata; Actinopteri; Elopiformes; Megalopidae. Bases 7 to 690 code for a protein of 227 amino acids. Gene Ontology annotation, cellular component: nucleus. Gene Ontology annotation, molecular function: RNA polymerase II cis-regulatory region sequence-specific DNA binding; DNA-binding transcription factor activity, RNA polymerase II-specific. Gene Ontology annotation, biological process: cell differentiation; regulation of transcription by RNA polymerase II.